This is a messenger RNA of Helianthus annuus (common sunflower), 897 nucleotides long. Its product is annotated as protein FAR1-RELATED SEQUENCE 12-like. Bases 1 to 897 code for a protein of 298 amino acids. The transcript has 2 exons. Gene Ontology annotation, biological process: regulation of DNA-templated transcription. NCBI's taxonomy places the organism in Eukaryota, Viridiplantae, Streptophyta, Magnoliopsida, Asterales, Asteraceae. The record is from RefSeq and is a predicted model, not a curated record. Gene Ontology annotation, molecular function: zinc ion binding.
AUGUUGAUCGAGUUUGUUAUCCAGUAUGAUAAAGUUGUUGAGGCUCGACGGGCGGCUGAAGAAGAUGAAGACUUUAAGAGCAUGAACUCAAAGCCAGUUUUUUCUUCUGUUAAUCCAAUGGAGGCAAAAGCAAGUUCACGUUACACUAGAAAACUCUUUGAUGCAUUCAAAAAAGAAUGGACAGAAGCUACAUUCAAUUUAACUCAUGAGACGGUAAGCAAAAUUUCAAAAGAAGUCAUAUAUAAGGUUGGCCAAUUGGGUAUUGAUAAAAUAUAUUGGAGAAAUGUUACUUUCCGUCUCUCACAAAAGAUAGAUGUGACAUGUUCAUGUGCAAAGUUUGAAACAUAUGGAAUAUUAUGCAAGCAUAUCUUAUAUGUUUUGAAGAAGAGGCACAUUGAAACUCUUCCCGAUCAUUAUAUUUUACCUAGAUGGACGCUUGAUACCAGGUAUAAGUUGGAUAAUAGCAAUAUUGGGCUCGGAAAUAUACAUGGUGAAAGUGAAGUUAGUGCGUUAACAUUAUGGUGUGUUCAGGCAAAUUUCAGAAAAGCAAUCGAACAUGCACGAGACUCUCCAUUUGAGAUAAAGAAACUAAAUACCAUAUUGAUGAAGUAUUUAGAUGAACAAAGUAAUCGAACGAAGUCCAAACAAUUUGAGAUUACAUCACAAGAUUCUACUGUGGGAAGUUCACAAGUAAACAUGAUGCCUCAAAUUUCUAUCCGGGAUCCAUUAGUUCAUACUAAUACUAAAGGGCGUCCUAAAAUGCAACUAGAAUCAAAUCUUUCCUUGAAGCACCAAAAAAGAGAACUUGUUCCUACCGUCAGGGAAAGGGUCAUAAUAUCACCGGAUGCUCGAAAAAAAGGCAGAUGCUGCUUUAAAAGAAAGAGAAAGAUGAUGUGA